UCGACGCUCCAGGGGGAAAGAACCCAAUCCAGUACAGGAAGAAGCGGCAGAGGAAAGCUCUUGGCGCCACACCGGCCGCCGCCACGACGGCGCCCAUGCUGCGCGUCGCCUCCACCCUCCGCCCGCUCCUCCGGAGCACCCUCCUCUCAGGCCCUAAACCUCUUCUCUGCCCCCGCCACCCGCCGCGGCCGUUCCGCGCCCUCUCGUCCUCGUCACCGGUCGCCGCAUCCCCGCCUAGCGCGCUCGGGGUGGGUGAUAUCAGAGAAGAGCACCUGGUGCGGUGUGCAGCCGCGGGGAGGGCGCCGCUGCGUGUGGCCGUGCUGUUGAGCGGUGGGGUGGACAGCAGCGUCGCGCUCCGCCUCCUCCACGCCGCGGGCCACAGCUGCACCGCCUUCUACCUCAAGAUCUGGUUCCAGGAAGAUUUCAGGAACUUUUGGUCCGAGUGCCCGUGGGAUGACGAUUUGAAGUAUGCACAAGCUGUGUGUGACAAGAUCGAUGUGCCAUUGGAGGUGGCUCAUCUAUCUGAUGAGUACUGGAACCAUGUGGUGUCUCAUAUUAUUAAUGAGUACCGCAAUGGGCGUACUCCGAACCCUGAUGUUCUCUGCAAUACAAGAAUAAAGUUUGGAGCUUUCUUAGAAGCCAUUGAUAAUUUGGGAUUUGAUUACAUAGCUUCAGGACAUUAUGCACAUGUAGUCCAUCCAUCCAUUGAGAAUGUUGAAGGGCCAUCAGUGCUCCAACUUUCGAAAGACAAGGUCAAGGAUCAAACUUAUUUCCUCUCACACCUCUCUCAGCCCCAGCUUAGAAGGCUUCUUUUUCCAUUGGGUUGUAUAACAAAGGAUGAAGUGCGCAGUCUGGCUACUCAGAUGGACCUUCCUAACCAAGGUAGAAAGGAUUCUCAGGGGAUAUGUUUUCUUGGGAAGGUUAAAUUUAGUGAGUUUGUUGAAAGACAUAUAGGAGAAAUGGAGGGUGUACUUCUUGAGGCUGAAACUGGAGAUUACCUAGGGAGACACCGUGGCUUUUGGUUCUAUACGAUUGGUCAGCGACAAGGUUUGCGCCUUCCUGGAGGACCUUGGUAUGUGGUUGAGAAAGAUGUUCAAAAUAAUGUGGUUUUUGUAUCAAGGAAUUACUAUUCGCUGGAUAAGAGAAGGCGAACAUUUCGUGUUGGAUCGCUAAACUGGUUUAGCGACUCUGGGCCGGAAAAUGAUGAACAACUUAAAUGCAAGGUACGACAUAGUCCUGAAUUUCAUAACUGCACAGUGACACGAGAGCAAACUGAAGAAAGUGGAGAUGUUUUGGCAGUGCAUCUGUCUGAAGAUGAUCAGGGUUUAGCAGCCGGUCAGUUUGCAGCAUUCUACCGUGACAACACAUGCCUAGGCUCAGGUAUAAUUUUGGAUUCAUGGGAUGAAAUGAGCUUUCCUGUCUGCGCGAAUGCACUAGAAAUUGCUAGGAUGGAAGAUAAAUCCAAACUGGGGAAGCCGGUAAGGAUUGUGAACUUGGAACAUAUCGUGAAGCCAGAACGGGAGCCAGUCAAGGUCGCUUGACAUCACCAGGCUCUUGCAGCCUUCUCUUGAGUAUGUACAUCGGUGAUCCUGUGAUGAUACGUGUCUGACAGUUUGGCGCCCAGUGUAAAAUGCAAGAACCAGGAAAGUUCAGAAAGCAUUGUUAUGUUGCCCCAGUCCUGAGAAGACUCCAGUUGGUUCCUGAGAAGACGUCAUCCAUUGGCGAAUUUGCAUUUCAGAGGAGAAAGGCGCGCCUCUGGAGCAUCAUUACCCAUGGAAGAGUUAUCCUGGCAUAAAUUGCGGACACAGCGUUGCUGAUCCGACCUAGUAGGCAGGAAAGCACGCGAUGGGUGGGCACGUUUUCUGUCGAGCCGAAAUGUUCAGAUUAGAUAGACAUAGUCCGUAGAAGUAAUUAAGAUGUAUCCUAUGAAUCCAUCAUGUGGUAGUACUAAUAUCGGACAGCCAGCACGUUGUAAAUCAUGGUGUUCUCGUGUAUACGUUGAUCGGUUUCUCGUGCUGGUUCUAGACUAAACCAUGAUGGUUCAUCACGAAGAAUCUCUGCUUUUUUAGAGAAUUCUGGAAUUUGACCGGUUGCGUGCUUGAUUGUACUA
Brachypodium distachyon (stiff brome) is the source of this 2110-nucleotide messenger RNA. Its product is annotated as tRNA-specific 2-thiouridylase MnmA. The coding region runs from base 96 to 1541 and encodes 481 amino acids. NCBI's taxonomy places the organism in Eukaryota, Viridiplantae, Streptophyta, Magnoliopsida, Poales, Poaceae. Gene Ontology annotation, molecular function: sulfurtransferase activity. The record is from RefSeq and is a predicted model, not a curated record. Gene Ontology annotation, biological process: tRNA processing. The transcript has 10 exons.